Molecule: messenger RNA, 1206 nt
Organism: Eutrema salsugineum
Lineage: Eukaryota; Viridiplantae; Streptophyta; Magnoliopsida; Brassicales; Brassicaceae
Product: CASP-like protein 4A1
Exons: 3
Coding region: 57-932 (291 amino acids)
Source: RefSeq, a predicted model, not a curated record
UGACCAGAGACAGUGAGAGAGUUUACUUAAAAAAAACCCAAAAAAUAUCAACGAAAAUGGAAGACGACGAAGAAGAAGAAAAGACGCAGAAGUUGCACAAGGAGGAGAAGAAGAAGAAGAAGCAACAAGAGGAAGACAACAACGGAAAUCAACGAAAACGAGACCAGUUUUCUCCACCUGCGAAAUCUCCACCCCAAAAUCGCAACCCAGAGAUGUCUUCUAGAUCAUCGCUUCAUUCAUUGCCACCAACGACGGUCGAUUCACCACCUCCUGAUUCACCCACCGUCUCUUCGAUCCCCGAUAGCCACGGAUCUUCACCUCACACGAUCAUCCCGACUCCUUCCGUUGCUUCGGUCGCGACGAAGAACGAGACUCCUUUCAGGAUUACUAACGAAGAGCAGAAACUCGGCGAGAGUAGAAGGCAAUUGAGGCCAAGCUUUUCUACUCCGCGUGAAUCGAAAUGGGCAAGUUUUGUUAGAAAGGCUUUGCUUGGAUUUAGGGUUUCUGCGUUUGUGUCAUGCCUCGUUUCGUUCUCUGUUAUGGUUGCUGAUAGAGAUAAAGGAUGGGCUCGUGAUUCUUUCUACAAUUACAAAGAGUUCAGGUUUUGUUUGGCUGCGAAUCUGAUUGGUUUUGUCUAUUCAGCUUUUAUGAUAUGUGAUCUCUUGUAUCUGUUAUCUACUAGCAUUCGCAGAUCAAGACAUAACCUCCGUCAUUUCUUGGAAUUUGCUCUUGAUCAAAUGAUAGCGUAUCUUCUUGCAUCGGCUUCAACAUCGGCUUCGAUCCGUGUAGACGAUUGGUUAUCAAACUGGGGAGCAGACAAGUUCCCAGACUUAGCUAGAGCAUCGGUCUCGUUGUCUUUCGUCUCCUUUGUCUCAUUCGCCUUUUGCUCCUUAGCUUCCGGUUAUGCGCUUUGUUCACUCCGGUCUAUCUAAACCAAAACAAGCACAAGCUCGAGACUCAUGACCAUCUCAUUUUGUUUAAAUAUAGUUCACUCUCGAAGUUAAUUCUUUCUACGUCUUGGUUUUCUGAAGGAACUCGACCCUGAAUCUCGGUAAACGAUGAAGAGGGUCCAGUUUUCGUAGUAUUUUAAAUUGUUAAAAACUUUUAAUUUAAUAUAGUGGAGGGUUUUUUGUUUGUUUGUUUACUUUUCAUGUUGCAGAAUAUUCCUUCUCGAAAAAGAUGGUGUACUGAUCUAAAAAAUUCCGA